AUGGAUGCUAUACCGUCGUUGGAUGAAAUUCAAAAAGUCGUCUUUGAUCUUGAUGCGGAUAGUUCCCUUGGUCCGGAUGGGUUUGCUGGUUUUUUCCAUCGUCAUUGUUGGGAUACUAUCCACGAGGAGAAAGUGGCAUUUAUGAAAGGGCGAAAAAUUAAUGAAAAUAUCAGUUUGGCCUCUGAGCUGGUUAAUGAUCUUCAAAAAAAGAGGAAGGAUGGUAACGUUGGCCUUAAAUUGGACAUCACUCAAGCUUCUGACACAGUAAGUUUGAGUUUUGUUCUAGAGGUGUUUAAGAGGUAUGGUUUAUCAGACUCUUGGUGCACAUGGAUUUAUAAUAUCUUGAAUUCCGAUAGAAUUUCUGUUUUGGUGAAUGGUAGUCUGGAGGGUUUCUUUAAGAUUGAUAGAGGCUUGCGUCAAGAUGUUUUGAGUAGAAAUAUCUCAAAACUCUUUAAGGAGGGUCGUAUGACUCACAUGGUUUCCAGAAAGGGUGUAGCGCCUACUCAUUUAUUCUUUGCGGAUGAUAUCAUGAUCUUUUGUAAAGAAAAUAUGAAAAGCUUGAGGAAUUUGAUGGAUUUACUAGGAAAAUACCAAAUAGCUUCCGAGCAAACGGUUAGUCGUCAAAAAAGUAAACUAUAUUUUGGAGGAGGAACUUUGACUAGACGUGGGUGUAUUGCUGAUUUUCUGGGAAUGUCGGUAGCCACUUUUCCGAAUCGUUAUUCGGGGGUACUUUUAAUGCCAGGUAAGGGGUAUAGAUCGUUUGUGGUUGGUUUUGAUAAAAUUUGUUCGCCUUACGAAGAAGGUGGUUUUGGGUUAACUCAAUUGCGUGUUACGAAUAAGGCACUGCUAAUGAGGUUGUGGUGA
This is a messenger RNA of Papaver somniferum (opium poppy), 864 nucleotides long. RefSeq lists its product as uncharacterized. The record is from RefSeq and is a predicted model, not a curated record. Bases 1 to 864 code for a protein of 287 amino acids. The transcript is spliced from 4 exons. Lineage: Eukaryota; Viridiplantae; Streptophyta; Magnoliopsida; Ranunculales; Papaveraceae.